Molecule: messenger RNA, 1024 nt
Organism: Epinephelus lanceolatus (giant grouper)
Lineage: Eukaryota; Metazoa; Chordata; Actinopteri; Perciformes; Serranidae
Product: C-type isolectin Sp-CL4-like
Source: RefSeq, a predicted model, not a curated record
CAGUGUUGACACUGGUAGAACACUGCUGCCCACAGACCAUGAGUGGUGAGUUUAUCAGUGAGAGGAAGAGCCACCUGACAGACAGACAGAGGAGCAACUAGAAACCAGAGGACAUCUGUGACAGCUACUGCAAAGACCUGAGGAUUGGUUUGAUGUGAUCAAGUUUCCUUUUUCCAACUCAAAUCUGGCCUCAGCAUUUUGAAUAAGAUGUGAUCAGCCAGCAGGAUUUUAAAGACGGCGGGUAAGGAGGGUAAUGCAAUAGUCACUGACUGAAGAUGAAGAGUGUCUCCACACACUAUAUCAGCCUUUCUUGAGGUGAUAUUUCUGCUGUGGAUCACUGAGAGUUAUUGAGGCCUGAGCCAUGCGUCUAGCUGUGGUAACUGCUGUCCUGCUGUUGGUGUGCAUCCUGGACACUGUGACAGCCAGAUUUAGGUUUUAUCCUGCCAUUCAAUGUAAAUCCUAUCCUGACAAGCCAUGCGGUGGAGGAUGGAGCCGCAUUGGUGCGAAACACUGUGCUAAAUUCUUCUGGAGUAAAAAAACUUUCAAUGAUGCACAGGACUACUGCCGCAACAGCCAGGGGGGUCAUCUGGUUUCAAUCCACAAUGAGGCUGAGAUGAUGAACGUGUAUUGUUUGAUCUCACAUGCCAGGCGUUAUCUUCGCAAUUCUUUUUGGAUUGGACUCAGAAAAACAGGGAACCAACACGUGGGCUGGAGGUUUGGAUACACUGAUGGAUCUGAAUUCAAGUACACUAGGUGGCAUCGUGGUGAGCCAAACAACAGCGAUGGAAAGGAGCACUGCGUCGAGUCGAACUAUAAAAACUGGGGAUACUGGAAUGAUAUACGCUGCUCAGACAAGAAAUACUUUGUGUGCGCCAAGAAUAUGUGAUCAUCAGCUGAUUUCACAUUUUCAGUCAGUGUCGACAUCGACAGCUGAUCAGCUGUCUUGCAGUGGGACCAGUUUGUUUCAUGAUAACACUGCAAACACAAGCUUUUAAAUUUACUGCAAUAAACGCUUCAGCAUUCA